GACAUUAUACAUAUCCAGCUCAUUUCGCCACAGUCUGAUAAAUAAGACAAAGAUCUGAUUUGGUUUUUACAGCACAUUUAUAACUUCUGUAACUAUGCCAACCUUACUCUGCGUGGUACAAUUACUAUCGGUGGCGACACGAGUACGCUCGAUCAAAAAUUACUGGCGGUUAAAAGGUGAACCUUAUAAUAUAUUUGCAGUAAGGUAAGGUGUAUGCAUCAUCACAUUAUGUAUAGUGUGGACGGAUAGUUACAAUGCAUAAAAUUAAAAUGUAUAAUACUGAAUUUCAUUUCACUUUGAAAUGAACCUUCUUUGCCUACAGUCACCCUAGGAGAGCAGUUGUAACCAUCGAUGUGUGUAAAAUAAGUUAUUUUUAAAAUGGCGCUUAUUUUAAAAGCUGCAGUGAGAUUAUAUUAUUAUUUAAAUGAAGAUAUUGCAGAUCCGCGAACCCAAAACUGGUUCCUCAUGAGGACGCCAUGGCCGGGGGUAGCCAUCAUCGUGCUCUACCUGGCGUCCGUGUCCUACUGGCUGCCGGCGUUCAUGCGCUCGCGGCGCGCUUACGAUCUGCGCGGCGUCAUAGCGGUUUACAACGCCACGCAGAUUAUUAUGUGUGGCUACGUGGUUUAUAAAAGCCUCGUGCUGGGUUGGUUCAGCCACUACCGCCUGUUCUGUCAGCCGGUGGACGAGGGCCCCAACAGCGUGGAGUACGCGUGGCAUGUCUGCUACGCGUACUUCUACAUCAAGAUCAUUGACCUACUAGACACGGUUUUCUUCAUAUUGAGGAAGAAACGAGAACAAGUGACGUUCCUGCACGUGUACCAUCACUUCGGCAUGAUAAUGGUGGCGUGGGGCAUCACCAAGUGGGUGCCAGGCGGGCACAUGACAAUGCUGGUGACCCUCAACUCGUUCGUGCACAUGGUGAUGUACACCUACUACCUGCUCACGUCCUGGGACGACUCCUACAGGCACUCGCUGUGGUGGAAGAAACACGUUACGCAACUGCAAAUAUUGCAGUUCACAUACCUGAUGGUACACUUCGGCAUACUGGCGGUGAAGCGCGAGUGCGACUUCCCGCGCCCCUGCGCCUACAUCAUGUUUCCGCAGAACCUCUUCAUGGUGCUCAUGUUCGGAGACUUUUAUUAUAGGACUUACAUUAAGAAGAAGACCAAGCAGUAGUUGAAAACCACAAAAUGACUAUGGGCCACUUGCAUCAUUCUUCUAACCCGGGGCUAACCGGUUGAACAUGGAGUUACCAUGGUUACCACUACAAUUUGACACUGGGUUAACGGUUUAACCUCUUAAACCCGGGUUAGGAUGGUGUUAGACGGCGCGCGAACUCGCAUGCGAUUUUAGUUACAUUGCGGACUGUUGGUUACGUCCAAUUCGACCGACCGAUCAAAAACCGCAAUGUAAUGACACUCGCAUCGUCUAAAUGGGGCUUAAGGGUGGCAUUCCACCUGUCAAUGUCAGUACAGUCAAGGAAUUUAAAUUCCGACCCAUUUCGUACUUUGUCACAGUGACAAUCAAUAUGAAAGCCGCUAUUAGAGACCUCAUACCACCUCAUACGGUUGUCACUGUGACAAAGUACGAAAUGGGUCGGAAUUUAAAUUCCUUGACUGUACAUCUCACUCUCUCAUUAAGCUAUACUGUUAACUGAACAUCGGUGGACCUUAAUUAUGCCUUUCGUAAUAAGGUCUAUCGAUGCACAGUGAGGAAUGUUGCUGCUUGUACUUUUUACAACAUACCUACUGGACCGAUCGGUGCCUCUAUUUAUAUCGUGAAAGAUUGAAAUAAAACAAAACAGCGAUUGAAAUACUCAAUAGACUAUAUUAAAAGUCUUUAAGUGCAAUAACAUUAUAUCAUUAAUUCUUAAGAAUUUUAUUCUUAUCCUAGAAGCGCUUAUAGCACCUUAUGUUAUUAAACAUUGCAACACAUUGUUAUGCUAAGCACCAUUGCCUAUUAAAUAUCAAAAUAAAUAAAAUCAUUCUCACUUUAAAACAUUCUAAAAUAAACUUGUUGAAUUAUCACAAUGUCUUAUUAUUUAAAUUUAUUGAGGCCAUUUUUAUUUUAAUUCAAAAUAAAUAAAAACAUUCUCACUUUAAAAGAAUCUAAAAUAAACUUGUGGAAUUAUCACAAUGUCUUAUUAUUUAAAUCUAUUGAGGCCAUUUUUAUUUUAACUUAAUACUAGGUACAAUUCAAACUGAAUAAUACAGAUACAAUUUUAACGUACUUUUACCCCAAUCAAGAAGUUUUCUUAAUGAAAACCAACAAUCUGAGUAAAGUCAGACCGUAAAAAGUCUGCAGCGAUUUUGAUAGCCGACGCAGUGCAAGUGUCAUACGAGUAUUAAACGUCAAACUUCUAUGAAAUUAUGACGUUAUACAUAUCACUUACACUGCGUGGGCUAUCAAAUCCGCUGCAGACUUUGUUUGGUGCGACUAUAGUACCCCUGUCUGUAGGUAGUAUAAUCUGUAUUAGGUAAAUACAAUAUGUAUUGUAGUCCAUUGCACAAGUAGGUAAAUAUAUUAUAAUCAAACUGAUUUACUUUUUGAUUCAAUCAAAAAGCAUAUUAAGUCUAUUAUCCUACAGGUCACUUCAUGGUGGUCCCGUAUAAACAAAUGUUAUAUCGUCAACUUAUUUUCUGAAUUAGAAACUCUAAGAGAUAGAAGUUUUUGAGCAUUUUAUGAGUCCCUUUGUCACUAAAAAAUAAAUAUCUAGAAUUGCGUUUAUAUGAAACACGGUCACAAUCCCAUAGUACACACCCGAAAUGACUAACAGUAAAAUUAACACUUUAACUGUCCCUCGCCUUCACUACUCACAUGGAUCGAUACGUCCGUGCAUUACAGGUAAUGCACAAAUGUAUAGAGCAUACCCAUUUCUGACGUCACUUGGACGUGACAGAGCUAGUUUGACGGUGCAUGUCAUAUAAUGCACGGACGGUAAACGUGUUAACUUAUGGUAUUCACCAAUUAAAUAAACAAUUAAGUAAACUAACAAAACUUCCGUGAGAUACUACGGGUCACUCACGUAUUGCGGCCCGCAGUCUGCGCCGGUCCGUCACCGUAAACGCAAGCUCCUGAUGACACUCCUCGGUACGGAGUGAAACAUUUCGAGCGUUUUUCGACUUAAAAUACGUAAGUGACCCGUUCUUAAUUUA
Molecule: messenger RNA, 3155 nt
Organism: Cydia fagiglandana
Lineage: Eukaryota; Metazoa; Arthropoda; Insecta; Lepidoptera; Tortricidae
Product: very long chain fatty acid elongase AAEL008004-like
Exons: 6
Coding region: 379-1176 (265 amino acids)
Biological process (GO): fatty acid elongation, monounsaturated fatty acid; sphingolipid biosynthetic process; very long-chain fatty acid biosynthetic process
Cellular component (GO): endoplasmic reticulum membrane
Molecular function (GO): fatty acid elongase activity
Source: RefSeq, a predicted model, not a curated record